Molecule: messenger RNA, 6091 nt
Organism: Solea solea (common sole)
Lineage: Eukaryota; Metazoa; Chordata; Actinopteri; Pleuronectiformes; Soleidae
Product: NLR family CARD domain-containing protein 3-like
Exons: 17
Coding region: 211-4302 (1363 amino acids)
Molecular function (GO): protein binding
Source: RefSeq, a predicted model, not a curated record
CAUGGCUGAUACUAAACGGAGUCGAGUCGAUUAGAGUAAAGUUGAGAUCAGAGCAGUUAUUUGAUCACAUUCAUCACAUUUCCUUCAGAUGAGACUUGAGAAAACUUUGGUCUGUGGUUUGUUUCCUGUUCAGCAGCAGAAUCACUUCACAGACGUUCAGCAGCUUCAUGACGAUCAUUUCCUGCUUUCACAAGCAGGUGGCGCUCUGCUAUGAAUCAGAUCAAGGACAGUGAAGAGGAAACUCCGCCCUCUAAAACCACUCUGUGUGAGGAACAUGAGGGUCAGAGGAGGAUCCAUCAACAGAGACCAGACUCUGCUGGACCUGGACCUGGACCUGGACCCAGCUGUGUGUCCAUGAAGAAUGACUGGUCCAUGGAUCAACCUGUGACCUUCAAACAAGAACAGAGGACGAUCCAUCAACAGGGACCAGACUCUGCUGGACCUGGACCCAGCUGUGUGUCCAUGAAGAGUGACCGGUCUAUAGAUCGUUAUAUUAACUUCAAGGAUGGACAAGAACAUGGUGAACUGAUCAGGUGGCGCUCUGCUAUGAAUCAGAUCAAGGACAGUGAAGAGGAAGCUCCACCCUCUAAAACCACUCUGUGUGAGGAACAUGAGGGUCAGAGGAGGAUCCAUCAACAGAGACCAGACUCUGCUGGACCUGGACCAAGCUGUGUGUCCAUGAAGAGUGACCGGUCUAUAGAUCGUUAUAUUAACUUCAAGGAUGGACAAGAACAUGGUGAACUGAUCAGGUGGCGCUCUGCUAUGAAUCAGAUCAAGGACAGUGAAGAGGAAGCUCCACCCUCUAAAACCACUCUGUGUGAGGAACAUGAGGGUCAGAGGAGGAUCCAUCAACAGAGACCAGACUCUGCUGGACCUGGACCAAGCUGUGUGUCCAUGAAGAGUGACCGGUCUAUAGAUCGUUAUAUUAACUUCAAGGAUGGACAAGAACAUGGUGAACUGAUAGUUGAUCAGCAGAGGACAGAGGUUUUCAGUGGUCAGUCUGUCCAGCAGCAUGGAGCAGACCUGGACUCCAUAUUUAAGCUGCUGGAGGAGAACAUCAUCUGCUUUGUGAAGAACGAGCUGAAGAAGAUCCACAAGGUUCUGGAUACAGAUCACACAGAAGUCUCAGAGAGUCAGAGGGAGGAUGAGGAGCAGAGGAGCAGCAGAGAGGCCUUUCUGAAGAUCACAGAGGACUUCUUAAGGAGGAUGAAGCAGGAGAAGCUAGCUGACAAAAUCAGAGCUUCAGCUUGUCGACGUGAACUCAAAUCAAACCUGAAGAAGAAGUUCCAGUGUUUGUUUGAGGGCGUGGCUAAAGCAGGAAACCCCACCCUUCUGAAUGAGAUCUUCACAGAGCUUUACAUCACAGAGGGAGGGACUGGAGAGGUCAAUGAAGAACAUGAGGUCAGACAGAUUGAAAGAGCUUCCUGGAAACCAGACGGACCAGAAACAUCCAUCAGACAAGAAGACAUCUUUAAAGCCUCAGCUGGAAGAGACGGACCAAUCAGAAGAGUGAUGACAAAGGGCGUGGCUGGCAUUGGGAAAACAGUGUUAACACAGAAGUUCACUCUGGACUGGGCUGAAGACAAAAGCAACCAGGACGUACAGUUCAUGUUUCCCUUCACCUUCAGAGAGCUGAAUGUGCUGAAAGAGAAGAAGUUCAGUUUGGUGGAACUCAUCCAUCACUUCUUCACUGAAACCAAAGAAGCAGGAAUCUGCAGGUUUGAAGACUUUAAGGUGGUCUUCAUCUUUGAUGGUCUGGACGAGUGUCGACUUCCUCUGGACUUCCACAACACUAAGAUCCUGACUGACGUCACAGCGUCCACCUCAGUGGACGUGCUGCUGACAAACCUCAUCAGGGGGAAACUGCUUCCCUCAGCUCGCCUCUGGAUAACCACACGACCUGCAGCAGCCAAUCAGAUCCCUCCUGACUGUGUGGACAUGGUGACAGAGGUCAGAGGGUUCACGGACCCACAGAAGGAGGACUACUUCAGGAAGAGGUUCAGAGAUGAGAAGCAGGCCAGGAGGAUCAUCUCCCACAUCCAGACAUCACAAAGCCUCCACAUCAUGUGCCACAUCCCAGUCUUCUGUUGGAUCACUGCAACAGUUCUGGAGAACAUGCUGAAAACCAGAGAUGGAGGAGAACUGCCCAAGACCCUGACUGAGAUGUACAUCCACUUCCUGGUGGUUCAGUCCAAAGUGAAGAAGGUCAAAUAUGAUGGAGGAGCUGAGACAGAUCCACACUGGAGUCCAGAGAACAGGAAGAUGAUUAAGUCUCUGGGGAAACUGGCUUUUGAGCAGCUGCAGAAAGGAAACCUGAUCUUCUAUGAAUCAGACCUGACAGAGUGUGGCAUCGAUAUCACAGCAGCUUCAGUUUACUCAGGAGUCUUCACUCAGAUCUUUAAAGAGGAGAGAAGCCUGUACCAGGACAAGGUCUUCUGCUUUGUCCAUCUGAGUGUUCAGGAGUUUCUGGCUGCUCUUCAUGUUCAUCUGACCUUCAUCACCUCUGGAACAAAUCUGUUGUCAGAAGAACCAACAACGAGCCAGUGGUCCAUACAAACAAACAAACCUGAACUGAAUCAUCUGCACCAGAGUGCUGUGGACAAGGCCUUACUGAGUCCAAAUGGACACCUGGACUUGUCCCUCCGCUUCCUCCUGGGUCUUUCACUGGAGACCAAUCAGAAGCUCUUAAGAGGUCUACUGACACAAACAGGAAGUGGUUCACAGACCAAUCAGAAAACAGUUGAGUACAUCAAGAAGAAGAUCAGUGAGAAUCUGUCAGCAGAGAGAAGCAUCAACCUGUUCCACUGUCUGAAUGAACUGAACCAUCGUUCUCUUGUGGAGGAGAUCCAAGAGUCCCUCACAUCAGGACGCCUGUCCACAAAGACACUGUCUCCUGCUCAGUGGUCAGCUCUCGUCUUCAUCUUACUGUCACCAGGAAAAGAUCUGGAAGAGUUUGACCUGAAGAAAUACUCUGCUUCAGAGGAGGCUCUUCUGAAGCUGCUGCCGGUGGUCAAAGCCUCCAACAAAGCUUUACUGAGUGGCUGUAAACUCUCAGAGAGAAGCUGUGAAGCUCUGUCCUCAGUCCUCAGCUCUGUGUCCUCUCGUCUGAGACACGUGAAACUGAGUAACAACGACCUGCAGGAUCCAGGAGUGAAGCUGCUGUGUGAUGGACUGAAGAGUCCUCACUGUUCUCUGGAGACUCUCAGUCUGUCAGGUUGUCUGGUCUCAGAGGAAGGAUGUUCUUCUCUGACCUCAGCUCUGAACUCCAACCCCUCCCAUCUGAGAGAACUGGACCUGAGUAACAAUGACCUGCAGGAUCCAGGAGUGAAGCUGCUGUGUGAUGGACUGAAGAGUCCUCACUGUUCUCUGGAGACUCUCAGAAUGAGUGGCUGUAACCUCUCAGAGAGAAGCUGUGAAGCUCUGUCCUCAGUCCUCAGCUCUGUGUCCUCUAGUCUGAGACACGUGGACCUGAGUAACAAUGACCUGCAGGAUCCAGGAGUGAAGUUGCUGUGUGAUGGACUGAAGAGUCCUCACUGUUCUCUGGAGACUCUCAGUCUGUCAGGUUGUCUGGUCUCAGAGGAAGGAUGUUCUUCUCUGACCUCAGCUCUGAACUCCAACCCCUCCCAUCUGAGAGAACUGGACCUGAGCUACAAUCAUCCAGGAGACUCAGGAGAGAAGCUGCUGUCUGCUGGACUGAAGAGUCCUCACUGGAGACUGGACACUCUCAGGAUGGACCAUGCUGGAGAGCAGUGGUUAAAACCUGGUCUCAGGAAGUAUUCAUGUGAACUGGAACUGGACACAAACACAAUGCACAGACACCUCAAACUGUCUGACGACAACAGGAAAGUGACCCAUGUGACAGAAGAUCAGUCGUAUCCUGAUCAUCCAGACAGAUUUGAGUCCUGGUCUCAGCUGCUGUGUAGACCUGGUCUGACUGGUCGCUGUUACUGGGAGGUCGAGUGGAGAGGAAGAGUUUAUAUAUCACUGAGUUACAGAGGAAUCAAGAGGAAAGGCGACAGUUCUGACAGUUGGUUUGGACGUAAUGAUCAGUCCUGGAGUCUGAUCUGCUCUGAUGUUCUUGGUUACUCUGUCCGUCACUGUGGGACACAAACAUCCAUCAUGUCCUCUGUCUCUCACAGAGUAUCAGUGUAUGUGGACUGUCCUGCUGGGACUCUGUCCUUCUACAGCGUCUCCUCUGACUCACUGAUCCACCUCCACACCUUCAGGACCACAUUCACUGAACCGGUUUAUCCUGGGUUCCUGGUCUGGCCUGGUUCCUCAAUGUCUCUGUGUCCUCUGUAGGACAUGAAGAGACAGCAGCUUCAGUGGUGAACGAGGUCAAAGCUCGUCUCAGUCAUUCUUUGUUGAAACCAUCAAUAAAUAAAGACUUAAAGUGGACAUAUUAUACCCUAUUUCCCCAAGUUAAAAUAGUUCCCUGGUGUCCUAAUGAACAUGUCAGUGACAUGCCUUGGUCAAAAUACCAUAAGGAUGAAGCACCAUAGCAGUUCAAUAACCCUGCUAAACCCGCCCCUUUCAGAACGCUCGGUUUUCGUGCAUGGUCCCUUUAUAUGCAAAUGAGACCCAGGCAAACACACACCCACUUCUUCCAGGGGGUUUCUGAUUUGUCCUCUUUACAGCGCUCACUCGCUCAGCUGCUUCUCAUCUCCCCCUCCCUCCACUAGUUCUCUGACAAUAUCAACAUGGCAGCAUGCGCAGAAAACAGCGAGAGUGCCGUCACAGGAAGAGACGUCCUACAUAAGGAUCGAGCCGAACACUGCCCAACUGUAAAUCAGUUAAAUACACUUAGGGACAGCACAGCUGAUCGCCAGCAGCGCGCAGCGAUCUGAAUAAACUGGCGCUGUAUCAGACCGGUGACUGUAUGCUCCGGAGCUGGCGUUCAGUUUAGGCAGCUCGCCGCUCGCCGCUUGCGAUCAGCGGUGGCGAUCAGCUGUGCUGUCCCUAUGUAUCCAUGUGUCGGAGGUCUGUUCCUGUGACGGCACUCACACAUACAGCGCCAGUUUAGGCAGCUCACCGUUCGCCGCUGGCGAUCAGCGAUGCUGUCUUUUUAACUGAUUUUCACAGAGAGUGCAGCACCGCUGAUCGCCAGUGGCGAGCGGCAUAAACGGCCGCUGUAUGUGAUCAGACUGAGUCUGUGCUCCGGUCAUGGAGGACGUACUGAACAAAUAUUUUUAAUUAGGACGUGUCAGAAUGGUCAGUUAUGACCUCUAUGUGACCUUUUCUUAAAAAUGUGUGUGUUUGUACGUCGGUGAAAUACGGUCGCUGACUAAAUACGGCGACCGCUGGCCGCAGUCUGAUGUGAAGUGGUGCGAACACACGAACACACGUUUGCUGACUUUAUCCGGCACAUUAGCUUCAUAUAUAAAAUCCUCUGAGGCUGGAAGUUUGUGUAAAACACUGUGCUCCACUGUGCAGCCACCAACAGCACACUUGUCCCUCCGCGUUGACAUAAUACCGCUCUUCCUCCCUCGCCUCUCGCAUUUUAUAGGGACAAGGUGGAGCUAAGGUGGAGCUCUCCAAGUAAACUUACUGGUGGGGCUGUAACAUUCGCGGUGAAAUGCGCAUGCUGCCGUCAUAAGCACAGGGAAUUCAACAUCGAGUGUUUUAUCGCCUAUACUUACACUAAGGGGAACCACGAAAACAUGACGGAGUAUUCUUUUUCCCCACUUUCUUCUCACUGACGAGCCUUUCUGUCCCAGCAUGCACUGCUUCUCCUCCUCCUCCUCCUCUCCAUGCUGCCUGACAACAGUGCCCCCUGCUGCGUGUGAGCAGAACAACACUCAGAGUUACGCACACACACACGGAAAAUGAACCACACAUGAGCAGAUUAUGCCAUGUGUGGUUUCUGCUGUGAUGCAGGUGAAACUGAGUGUGCGUGACCUCAGGAUGACCUCUGUCCUCCUGCUGCUCUGUGAACGACAGCGAAGAACGUGUCCACAGUGACAGGAAACUCAUGACACUCAGAGGGUUUUUGCACUUUCCAAACAUCAUCAGUGUCUGUGGUUUCUGUUUCUGUGGCUUAAUGAAGAAUGACAUUUUCAACAUCAAUAAAAACCACAUCAUAUAACUUUAA